Doryrhamphus excisus (bluestripe pipefish) is the source of this 6403-nucleotide messenger RNA. The record is from RefSeq and is a predicted model, not a curated record. NCBI's taxonomy places the organism in Eukaryota, Metazoa, Chordata, Actinopteri, Syngnathiformes, Syngnathidae.
GUUUGUUUACUCUUGUAAAAUGACUAACAAGCUUCAUUACUGUACUCCUCAAGGUGGUUCAAGUGUAAACAUCUUCAUCGCGACAUCCAUAAUCAAAUUUGGUGGGCAACGACACGCAGGUGGCCCUUACUGUUAUCAAUGUAUUCCUAAAGUCAAAUCGACCACGCGGUCCGCCUACCUCCAUCAUUGCUUAUUAAUAAGAACACGGUCUGAAUGUGCUGAGUAAGGAUGUAUUUUAAGCUGUUUACGUUAUCCUUAUCUGCCAUUGAGUGUGGCUGUGAUUGUUUAGGCUGAAAGUUAUGUGAAGUAUGUCUAAGGAGCCUCCCUCUGAAAAUCAUUAAAGCCAAGAGGGGGAACUGUGUCUCACACACACAUCCUUGGCGUGGCUCACAUAUGACUCUCUAAUUCUUCCCACACUGGAUGACCGCUUGUUCCUACAAAGACGCAGGAUGGUGAAACUACAGUAGAGAUAACAUACUCUGUAUUGAGGAAUUAUUUAUUACAGUGGAAUGUCUGGCUGUCCAACACAAUCUGUUUUGGGAUGCUGGUUGACCUCCUUUUUCUUCUGAUUUUGAUAUUCCCAAUUGUAAAUAAUUAAAUAAAAAUAACCUGAUCCAGGGGCAAGCUGGGAACCUUUUAUUAACUGUCAUAGAACCAUAAAAAGAGUUCAUGUUGUGUGGACCGCCAUCUUUAGAAGUGGAACCAGGCCAGUGUGUAGCAGCAUGAUCAUCAGCCGGGUUCUGGUCCAGUGAGUGACCAGACGUUUCUCACUGCUCAGCCAGGCGAACAUGGCGGCAAUGCUGGGAGAGCGAGGGAUGGGGGUUUUAGGUUUGGUGUAGUAGUGUGGCGGGGUGCAUCAGUGAGUAAUGAGGAGUAGAUGGAGCUUUGUUAAUGAACGGGUUUGUUGUUCUUCUGUAAUAGGUGUGUGAGGCUGCAUUAUUGACAUUAUCGACUGUAAUGCUGCCGUCUCAGUCCAGCAGUAAUGACAGAGGGUUUGCAGCCUCCGUGUCAGCUGUCAGCACUGUCAUUACCUCUGCAGACUGGCAUGUCUCACCACUGCUCUGUGGUACUUUCACUAAGAGGUGUCAUUCUUUGCUUUAAAUGCAGUCCUUUAAAAUUAAUUGUAGUUGUCAUAACAGGCUGAGACACAUUUAGCACUGGGCUCAGUGUGUCUUCUCGUCAAUGCUGUGUCAAAGUGCUGCUGACCUCAAAUGCACCUGAACUGCAGAUUGUUUGCUGUUGCGUAGAAUCAAGAUCGCCAUUCUGUGGGAUAAAAGAAACUUCCAUCGUCUUUCUGCCGUUCUUUGUGGGAGGUCCCGGAAGGACAGUUUAGAGGGGACUUUCUAAAAUAGAAAUGCAUAGAAAGAGCGAGUAAUCCAUCAGCUCCAUCAAAUCAUGGCAGCCUGGCUCACUCCACAGUACAUCCAUGCACCCAAUAAAGACAAGUCAAAAGAGCGAGCGGAUGAAUAAUAGCCAGCGAGUCUUGCCAGCCGGGGCAGUGGAGAUGGGAAAAGUCAGGAAGUGUGCAGCACUAUAAUGCGCCAUGAUAUUUUAUACUUGUAGCUUUGUUUCUACAAUAUACUCUCUGAUGCUCGGGUGUCACCGCCUCAGCUGCCAUCAUGUUCACCAAGAAAAAGAAGUCCCGUAUCCAGAUCUCGGCCCCGUCUAACUUUGAGCACCGCGUGCACACGGACUUUGACGAGCAGGAGCAGAAGUUUGUGGGUCUGCCGCGACAAUGGCAGUCGCUCAUCGAGGACACGGCCAAGAGGCCCAAGCCGUUCAUCGACGUCACUGUCAUCACCACCGUGGAGCCGCACAAGACAAUUGUGCGUGGCAGCAAGCUCGGGGUGGACGGCUCUCUGACGUGGCUGCUGGAUGAGUUUGACACCAUGUCUGUGACUCGAUCCAACUCACUGCGUCGAGGCAGUCCUCCCGUCCAGCCCCGUAGGGACUCGACCUCGGGAAGAAAUGGCGGCAGGCAGGAGAACGGAGACCCCCCUCAGCGACACCACUCGCAGUCAGACAGAGACCGACCCAGACCAGACCACCAGAGCGGAGGUGAACACCGCCACAGUCAGCGUUCCUCUCAGCGAGACGAUGGCAUCCACGGUCGGCCUCAGCAGCAGCCCCGCGGCCAAGAACCCGUUCGAGGCAACAGGGAAAGACCAGGUUCUGGUCCCCCGCCACCACCACCCCACAGAGACAGAGAGAAACGAGACCGAGACCAGGAUCAAGUGGUCCGCCGUGAACAACAUGGUGAACACAGGCCUAAGUCCAGCUACCAGGUGCGGGAUGGCAGCCCGCAGUCUCCCAGGGACAAGAGGCCUCUCUCUGGGCCCAACAUCCGCACGCCCAAUCUGCCAGUGACGGAUGGGGUGAUGAAGACCGCUCAGCAGACCGCACGUCCGUUCAACACGUACCCGAGGACGGAAAGUGAUGGGGGACGCAGCCCCACUGGGCCGCCGGUACGACACAAUGAGUCGUCCCCUCAAAAUGGGCCGUCCAUCUCCCAUCGUGGUUCCUCAGGCGCUAAGCCCCCUAUCAGCAACCCGCAUCCUCAUCACACUUCACAUCCCAGCCUGAACCCCAACGCCCAGCACCCGCACACCCCCCACCCUAGCAUCCCGGCACCACGACCACCCCUGCCUUCCGGCCCGCCGCCGUCAGGUGCGCCGCCCCAGACGCGCUCACCUCAGAGGGAGCCGCAGAGGGUUUCUCAUGAGCAGUUCCGUGCGGCGCUACAGAUGGUCGUGGACCCCGGGGAUCCGCGCACAUACUUGGACCACUACAUUAAGAUCGGCGAGGGAUCCACAGGGAUUGUGUGCAUUGCUACCGUCAAGACGACAGGCAAACUUGUCGCUGUGAAGAAGAUGGACUUGAGGAAGCAACAGCGCAGAGAGCUUCUUUUCAACGAGGUGGUGAUCAUGCGGGACUACCACCAUGAGAACGUGGUGGAGAUGUACAACAGCUACCUGGUAGGAGACGAGCUCUGGGUUGUCAUGGAGUUCCUGGAGGGAGGGGCUCUUACAGACAUUGUGACACACACCAGGAUGAAUGAGGAGCAGAUUGCUACCGUGUGUUUGUCUGUCCUGAAGGCGUUGUCCGUGCUGCACACACAGGGUGUCAUCCACCGCGACAUCAAAAGCGACUCCAUCCUCCUCACGCAUGAUGGCCGGGUGAAGCUGUCAGACUUUGGCUUCUGCGCUCAAGUGUCGAAGGAAGUGCAGCGGAGGAAGUCCCUAGUCGGCACGCCGUACUGGAUGGCGCCCGAGCUCAUAUCCCGACUUCCCUACGGGCCCGAGGUGGACAUCUGGUCCUUGGGCAUCAUGGUCAUAGAGAUGGUGGACGGGGAGCCGCCAUACUUCAACGAGCCGCCGCUCAAAGCCAUGAAGAUGAUCCGAGACAAUCUUCCCCCCAAACUGAAGAACCUGCACAAGGUGUCCCCCAUACUCAAAGGCUUCCUGGACAGGAUGUUGGUACGUGACCCGGCCCAGCGUGCCUCAGCCAGCGAACUCCUUAAACAUGCCUUCUUGACCAAGGCGGGACCGCCGUCCUGCAUCGUCCCGCUCAUGAGGCAGAACAGGAUGAAAUGAGGGGGUCAAUGGUCACAGACUACUUCCACUCACUGGACACUACAAGGAGCAAAGUGGGCCUACCUUUUUUUCUACUGUGGGGAGUGCGUUCCCUGGAUACUGAGCAAUAAUUGUGUGUGUGUGUGUUUGUGUGUGUGAGUGAUAAUGGAGAACCUGGAACUUUUUUCCUGAGUGUUAUUUGGACCUCGCUUGGAUUUAUAAGUGUGAAGGAGCCACAUGUUGGUUUUUUCCCCAAGACCACAUGUGUCCAAAAGACCCCCUGGUCCCAGCUGGACUUGACUACUGAGGGAUGUUCAUGAGUCCAGGCCAGCUUCCUGGUGGAAAACCAGCAAACAUGAAGUCAAAAGGUAAACACUGGAGUCUGGUGUGUUUGUGUAAGUAUGAUGAAGAUGGAGAGAGCGAGCGAGAGAGAGAGAGAGCGAUAUCACUGUCAUGUCAUGUCAUCUCUGUUUUUACCCUGAUCAUUGACUUUACAACCUGAUGUGAUGAUUUUUGAAGCACUGUCAACACUAGAAGCUGCACUCACCUUCACCUUUCACACAAUUUUUAUACGUUUUUAGACCACACGUGUAUAAACUAAGGCGACUAGAUGAAGCUGAUAAGGAUUUAGGAUGUUACAACAUUAAGCAAACUCACUUUUACAAACGGUGCUUAUUUUGUUGUUUUUAUACCAAACAAAACCAGCGGGGGUUGAUCAUGUAGAGCGACUCUUCAACUGGACGUACACGUCAUUGUUUUUAUACACUAGCUGUGCUUUUUACAUUUGUAGGGCAGGUGAACAAGCUGGUACUUUCCUGUUCACUUUUUUUACCAACAGGGGGCAGCGACUACAUUUUUAUCCUGAUAUCCUGGCUGUUCUUUUGUUUUUUUUUGUGGUCCCGCCUCCUGGCUUGGAAGAGCAAAACAGUGCUGGCAGUGUGGAUGUAGGCUACUUAGGUUAACAUUUGACCUUUCACCUCCCACCAUCCCAAACAUUAACAGAAAAGAAUGUUUGCUUUGUACUUUGGAGCAGCGAGUCACCCGUUAAGAAUUUGUCGACACGACAAUCAUGCUCCUAAACUCCCGAAACUAGAACAACACUAAAAAGAGACCUCCGCCAGGGCCACGCUAGUCUAAUAGUUGGACAGUUACGUGUACACUCUGCACAAGUGGACGUUUAUAAAUGUGAGAAAAAAAAAAAAGUCCAGACCUGAACCACAAUCAAUGAACGGGUUCAUCCCUUUCUUACACAGUUGUGUUUUUGUGUAAAACUACUGCUACUGAAUGCAUCAUGCUAAAAGCAAUCCAGUGUGUCUCAAGAUAUGCUAAGCUAUCUGAACAAAACAUCUUAGCUUUGUUUUAUGGCUGACAAAGCUAUAUUUAAUAAUAUAUCGCAACAAUUAAUUCAUUUUAUUUUUACAAUAAGCAUAGGGCCGAUUAACAACCAAAAAAUAAGGUGCGGUCUGAGAGUGGGCCCUAGAGCUACGCUUAGGACACCCCUGAAAUAAACAAAUGUAAUGAGCUUCAUUGGUGGAGGUAACCACACAAGGUUGAUUUCCAAAUCAAAACACCUUUGUUAGCGUCCCAUUAGCUUGCAGAUAUAGUCCUCCCUCGCUGCAUAGCUGUUUUUCACAAAUGAUCAAAUGGUAUGAUCAUCUAUUACUAGUCACAACAUAUUCUGGCCACUAGGCAGCAGUAUUGUUGCAUGGAUGAGACAUGAAUCCUUAUUUUAUAACACUACCUUGCACUCGAUGUAGCCAGCCAUGGCUUCAGAGAGAGAAAAAAAGGAUAUCCUCCCAUGCCGUGUGGAAGUGGUAAGUUUGUGGCUUCUUUUUGUCCUUCUUCCCCUCCGUUUGAAACCCUUUAGAAGAAAUAAAUUCAAGGCUGACGGGUUAGCUUGCUGGCUUACUAGCUAGCUGCCAUAAGAGAUCCUGUGGCAUAAUAGUUGUGCAAUCCGGUGUGAACAUUGAAUAUUAUAAGCGUAAUUCUGACUCUAAUAAUUUAUUAACAUUGACGCCUAUAUUGUGGAAAUUCAGUGAAAGCAGUCGUUUCUGGAACCUAUGAACCACUAUAAACGCGGGACCACUGCACAUGGCAGCACGAAGCAGAAGUCAGCUCUGUUGCCCAUCUGUGAUGUCAUCAGAGGUUGACUGAAGUUCUAUAACUAACACGGUUAUGCAGCAAAUGUCUCAAACAUGCUAAGACAAAACACGUUAUAAUUUUACUAUUUGUUAGGGGGAAAUUGAUUCAUUAGCGUAGGUUCCAUCAGAGCCCGACCGUCUGGAAAGCCAACCCAGAUUCCACUGUAGUUUAGUGACUAGGCUAAGUAAACGUUGGCGACUAGAGCUUCUUUGUACGUGCGACUCUUGAUUAACACUACGACAUUGUUCCCGGCACAAUCAUCUUUUUUUUUUUAAGGGACAAGAUGGCGUCCAAGGACCAGGACAUCUCACUGCAGAGCUUUCAGAAACUUCCCAUAGAUCCAUUUUUUAAAACAUUUAAUUUUUUGAAUCCUUUGCCAACUAGCAAUGUCGCUGUUGCUGUUCAGGGUUUUAGUGCCUUGCUCUGCGUUGUCUUCUUGAAACGAACGGUUCUGCUUCUCAUGUGUAAAUACGACCAUGUUAUUUUACGUGUACACAUUGUUUGCUGACGUCGUCGUCAGCCCCAUCUUGUGUUGUCACUGGGAUUGAUUGUCAUGAAAAUAAAAGACUUUGAUUUGGAAAUGUGACUGGACUGUUGCAAAGAGAGAUUAUAAACAUCGAUAACAUCAUCGGUUCGGUUCUCUUGUUUCUUUUUAUUCAUGUUUUAUUGUUUUUCUAGCCUACUGUAGC